AAGCUCGGUGGCUUUGAGGUCGUUUUCACCCGUCGUCGGACCAUCGGUCGGAAUCACCAGUAACCGUGCGCACUAGGGUUUUCAGGCGGAGCUAAAGAUGGACCUGCCUCCGUCGACGAGCCAUAGCUGUUCUCCGAGAACGACGAUGGCGACGUCAACGUCGAUCACCGACGUGGACGUCGACGCGCUGGCCCGCUGUGCGGAUUACUUGACGCUGCAGGAGGUGUCGAACAUGGCCAUGUCCUGCAAGUUCCUCAAGCGCGUCGCUUAUUCCGAUUCCGUCUGGCACCGCCUGUAUAGGGAGAAGUGGCCUCGACAAGCGUCUACCAGCUUUUCAUCAGGGGUUAGAAGAGCAUAUUUGGACAGACUUUCUGCACUGCAGCAGUUUAAAUUUGUUGAUCCCUUGGUUAUGGACUACUUUACAGAGGCUACGUACAAUGAUAUUUUAUUGGAGAAGAACAACACGGUUCUUGCUCAGGGGUCAACCUUACGCUUUAUGAAGUUCGAUAGCUCUCUAGGUCGAUGGGAAUCUGUUAUUGCUCUAAACGAUCACAAUGCAAGAGUUACUUGUAUGAGACUUUUUCCCCUUAGUCUAAUUUCUUCAUUCCGAGGUGAGACGGAGAGUGUGGAAAGUGCACUGGUGACAUCAAGCUGUGAUCGUUCCAUUCGGCUAUGGUGGAAGGGUGCAUGCCAACGGUGUUUUAGAGGUCACAGUGGCCCAGUUUUCACCCUGUCUGAUAAAUUAAUAGGUGAAGGGAAGGGUGGGGUAUUGGCAAGUGGAGGUGAGGAUGGCACUGUUCGGCUUUGGUCCCUUUCAAGUGGGAAACGCGGACAACAAGCUUUAAAGACCACAUUUUACGGGCAUGAGAAGCCAGUCAAGUUUAUUUCAGUUGCUGGGCACAGUACUUCUCUUUUGGUGUCUAUUUCAAGAGAUUCUAAGAUAAGAGUUUGGGAUGCAAAUGCAUCAUCUGCUGUUCGUUCGUCAUGCUGCGUUGGAAUGGCUUCUGUUUCUGGUGCACCUGUAAACAUGAAGUGCCACGAAUCGCUGCUCUAUGUGGCUGCCGGUUCCCGUGUUGCCAUUAUAGACUUAAGGACAAUGCAAAGAGUUAGCACUGCAGCUACUUCCCAAACAAGCUUGUAUUCAUUUGAAAUUAUUCCUUCGAAGUCAUUAAUCUGUACGGGUGAGACUGGCAGGGCGACGCUUUGGGAUGUCAGAAAGAACCAGGGCCAAAAUAAAUCUGUGCCAAUAGCUGAGCUGGAUGGGCAUUCAGGUCCUGUGGCGCAUUUGCAUAUGGAUUCAUACAAAAUAGUUACGGGGAGCCCAGAAGAUGAUUAUGUUAAUGUUUGGGAAGCUGACACUGGUAAUCUGGCGAACUCCUUAUUUUGUUGUAGCCCGGAAGAAGUGGGUUGCACCUUUGGAUGUUCGGCCUUUGCUGUAGAUGGUUGCCGAAUCGUUACUGCUGCUUCUGGCCUUCAAGGUGGACUCGUGCGCCUCAGGGACUUCACAUUUGCAGACCACCCGGUUGCACAAUACGAGGAUGAGCGCACAUCAAAGUUUUGGCAGCCAAAUUCCCAUUCGGAUGAUGAUGCCUGAAGUGCUGAUGUUAUAAACGUUUGUACAGAUACCUAAAUGUAGAAUGCUCCCCUGGAAAUGAAAAUAUAGUGAAGAGUUAUGUAUCUUUUCCUGCGUUCUUGUGUAAUCGGUUGCACGUCCUUCUGCUUCAUUUAUAUCUU
Messenger RNA from Rhodamnia argentea, 1734 nucleotides. RefSeq lists its product as uncharacterized. The record is from RefSeq and is a predicted model, not a curated record. NCBI's taxonomy places the organism in Eukaryota, Viridiplantae, Streptophyta, Magnoliopsida, Myrtales, Myrtaceae. Gene Ontology annotation, molecular function: protein binding. Bases 98 to 1594 code for a protein of 498 amino acids. The transcript has 8 exons. Gene Ontology annotation, cellular component: preribosome, large subunit precursor.